UCAUGUCAGAGCUGAGCGGCAAGGUCCAGACCGUCCUGGGUCCAGUUGACCCAGACCAACUAGGCCGCACUAUGACCCAUGAGCACUUGACAAUGACCUUCGAGUGCUGCUACUUCCCGCCGCCGCCAGGUGAUGAGGCGGUGGCAGAGAACCCCUUCCAGAUGAAGCAUAUGUUCUGGUUAAGGCAGAACCCGUACUGCAGCCACGAGAACCUGCUCCUGCAGCAGGAAACCAACGCAGUGCGAGAGGAGCUGCUGGCCUACAAGAAGGCCGGCGGGGGCACCAUCGUAGAGAAUACCACCACUGGCAUCGACCGUGACCUGCCCACUCUCAGGCAGCUGGCCAAGGACACUGGGGUCCAUAUCAUCGGAGGGGCAGGUUACUAUGUGGACUGCACCCACACAGAGGCCACCAAAAAAAUGACUGUGGAGAAGCUCACUGACAUCAUUGUCAGCGAGGUGCUUCAUGGAGCAGACGGCACUGACAUCCGUUGCGGUGUGAUUGGAGAGAUUGGCACAAGCUGGCCAAUCACAGAGAGCGAGAGGAAGGUCCUGAGGGCCACGGCUCACGCUCAGGCCCAGCUGGGUUGCCCAGUCAUCAUCCAUCCUGGUCGGAAUUCCGCUGCUCCCGCUGAGAUUGUCCGCAUUCUCCAGGAGGCCGGCGGUGACAUCAGCAAAACUGUUAUGUCACACCUGGACAGGACCAUAUUUGAUGAUGGGGAGCUACUUGAGUAUGCAAAGCUGGGGAGUUACUUGGAGUAUGACCUGUUUGGAACAGAGAUGCUGAACUACCCCUAUAACCUGAAGGUGGACAUGCCAAGUGACAGCCAGAGAGUCAAGACCUUGGCAUUGCUAGUGAGGGAAGGCUACGAAGACAGGAUUGUGAUUGCACAUGAUAUCCAUACCAAGAACCGCCUGACUAAGUAUGGAGGCCAUGGCUACUCUUACAUCCUGAAGAACAUCGCCCCGAAGAUGCUGACCAGGGGCAUCUCCCAGAGCCAGGUGGACAAGAUUCUCAUCGAGAAUCCCAAAUGCUGGCUGACCUUCAAAUGAGGCGUAAAGUUGAACGUAGUGGUUAUUUUAUCAUCAAACGAUGCACCCUAACACUCCAUGCUGAUUCAUCACUUACUUUUGGAACAAUCAGAAAUAGAUUCUCUGAAAGAGGUCUGGUUCCGGCCACUCGUUUCACAAGUUCAUUGUGACCACGACUGUUUGCUUUAAAUUUUCAGCAUGGCAAAAAAAAAAAAAAUGCGUUGAUUAUUCCCUUUGUUAAAACUUAGAAUCAAAGGAAAUUAUUGACAGACUUUUAUUUCAGACAGCUGAAAGCAGGAAUGAAUCAAAACUUGAAUUGAUGCAUGUGGUUCACAUUGUAGACAAAAUAUUUGCGCAAACAUCACAGUGUAACAGUUUUCAAGAGGAACAAACUCUGCUGAAGGACACGGUUUUGAUUCCACGGCAAUGAACAUUCAUGUCCAAAUUCGUCUUUUUUGAAGAGAGCCGGAGACCAAAGAAAAUUGAUUUUUGGUAAUCCAAAUGUAACCCAAGACUAAGAUGUAUAUUUCUGUGCUCAGGGCUGUUCUCUGCAUUUUGUAAUAAUGCUCACAGACAUGGUGCUAAUUGACUUUGUCAGUGUCAACAGUUUUCUUUGCGUUUCAUAUUUAAGAUUUUUUUUUUGGGACAUUAAGGUUUGACCUAAGUCUCGGCUUGUGGAUAUGUUGAACUGCCUUGUUUGAUGAGGUGUCAGACGCUGCUGAAGGACGUGGUCUCCUUUUGUCUGAGAGCAGGUGGCUUCACAGGAUGCCUUCACUACGUGAUCGAUGGCAUCGCCGCAUCAGGCCAUUCAUGGUCAGCUAUUACUAUUACAAAGCUUCCAGGAGAAUCUGAUAGUUAGCGGCAGUGUAUUUUGCAUGUUGUGUAUCAACAUACAAUGUAAAAUGUGUGGCAUUAUGGCAAACUGAUCUUGUGGCUUUCUAGCCAAGAAUCAACAAGAGCUUUGUUCACCCAAGAUUUUCAGUGAGCACGAAUUCACAGAAAUAAAAGUCGUACUGAAUACAAACAUCAACAAAAUUAAUA
This is a messenger RNA of Lampris incognitus (smalleye Pacific opah), 2072 nucleotides long. RefSeq names its product phosphotriesterase related (gene pter). The record is from RefSeq and is a predicted model, not a curated record. The transcript has 4 exons. Gene Ontology annotation, molecular function: zinc ion binding. The coding region runs from base 3 to 1052 and encodes 349 amino acids. Lineage: Eukaryota; Metazoa; Chordata; Actinopteri; Lampriformes; Lampridae. Gene Ontology annotation, biological process: catabolic process.